AUGAGUACUCUCCCCUCUGAGACAGCGUGGCUCUGCCUGGCUGUCACGGCAGCACUAGGGGGACUUGUUCUCUGCCAACUCAAGAAGAGCCCAGGACAGGUGGGGAGAAAGGUGGUUUGCCUGGCAGGCCUCUGGGGAGGGGCUUGCCUGCUCAGCCUGUCCCUCUUCUGGGGCUUGAUCCUCUUCUCCCUAUCAUGUUUCCUCUUGUAUAUUUACUUAUCUGGCCAAGAAUUGUUACCUGUGGAUCAAAAGGCUGUGCUAAUCACAGGUAGCGAUUCUGGAUUUGGCCAUGCUUUGUCCAAGUACCUGGACCAACUGGGCUUCACCGUGUUUGCCGGAGUUCUGGAUGAAAAUGGAUCAGGCGCAGAGCAAUUGCGAAGAACCUGCUCCGAGCGCCUCUGUGUGCUCCAGCUGGAUGUCACCAACCCGCAGCAGAUAAAAGAUGCCUACAGCACAGUGGUGCAGAAGGUGCAGAACAGAGGACUGUGGGCUGUGGUCAACAAUGCUGGGAUCCUUGGCUUACCUGCUGAUGGGGAGCUCAUUCCCAUGAGCCACUACAAGCAAUGCAUGGCCGUGAACUUCUUCGGAGCUGUGGAAGUCACGAAGGCAUUUUUGCCUCUUCUUAGGAAAUCCAAGGGGAGGCUGGUGAACAUCAGCAGCAUGGGGGGAGAGAUCCCACUUUUAAAGCUGGCGUCCUAUAGCUCAUCCAAGGCAGCUCUGACCAUGUUUUCGGCAAUCAUGAGACAAGAGCUUUCCAAAUGGGAAGUUAAAGUCUCUACCAUCCAGCCUGGAGGCUUCAAAACAAAUAUCACAGGCACGAGUGAAAUGUUGGAAAAGCUGGAGAAAGACUUGCUGGACCAUCUCAACCCUGAUGUGCAAGAGGAGUACGGCCAGGACUAUAUCCUUGCGUACCGGAGAAUUCUCACCUCCUUUAGUGUGCAUUCCAGCUCUGACAUAUCCCCUGUGCUCCUGGACAUCCGGCACGCCAUCUCUGCUAAGAGUCCCCUUACCUUGUAUACACCAGGGCCAGGCACUUACCUGUGGCUCUGCUUUUUUUACUUUAGCCCAACUGGCAUAUUUGAUUAUUUUAACAAAAAAUUUCUUAACUUUGAUGUUAAUAUUCCUAGAACACUUAGCAUGCCUAAAUGGAAGAAUGAGGUCAUGUAGACAAAUAACUGGGAAAUGUUGUAAUCUUGGAGUGAAAGGGAAACCAGAGCUCACCAUUAAAGUUGUGGUUUCCUACCUUGCA
This is a messenger RNA of Phyllostomus discolor (pale spear-nosed bat), 1249 nucleotides long. RefSeq names its product hydroxysteroid 17-beta dehydrogenase 2 (gene HSD17B2). Gene Ontology annotation, molecular function: oxidoreductase activity. The transcript is spliced from 5 exons. The record is from RefSeq and is a predicted model, not a curated record. NCBI's taxonomy places the organism in Eukaryota, Metazoa, Chordata, Mammalia, Chiroptera, Phyllostomidae. The coding region runs from base 1 to 1167 and encodes 388 amino acids.